Molecule: messenger RNA, 864 nt
Organism: Psilocybe cubensis
Lineage: Eukaryota; Fungi; Basidiomycota; Agaricomycetes; Agaricales; Agrocybaceae
Exons: 2
Coding region: 1-864 (287 amino acids)
Source: RefSeq, a predicted model, not a curated record
AUGGCUCUCCUUUUUGUCAUUGGCGAGACUGGUCCCAAUGUCUCCGUCGACGAGUUCAACGACUGGUACGAUAAUGAGCACGCUCCCAAGCGUCUCACCGUCCCUGGCUUCGACACCGCGCGCCGCUACAAGGCCGUCGACGCACAGACUCCCACCUGGCUUGCCAUCUACGACCUCGCGUCGCCCUCGGUCCCCUUUGACGCGCCGUACAAGUCUUUAGUGCCUUCUGACAAGGACAAGUCCAUCAUCCCGCGCCUCGAGUUCUUCACUCGCAGCGUCUGGGAACUCAUCUCCGAGCAGCCGUCAUCUGCACUCACGGCCGCCCCAGCGCACCUUCUCAUCGUCACCUGUCUCGCAACUGGCCAAAAGGAAUCCGACGAGCUCAACAAGUGGUACGAGACAGAACAUAUACCCGACAUUCUAGCAGUCGGCUGUACCCGCGCCCGCCGCUACAAGCUCGUCGAGAGCGUCGAUCUUACUAAAAAGACCAACCCUUCGCCAGACGAGGUCCACAAUUACCUCGCAGUGUACGAUUUUCCGAACGGGGACUACAUUAACAACCCCGCGUUCGGCGCGAGUGUUCGUACGCCUUGGGCACUCAAGGCUCUCGCACCCCCCGUGCAGAUGGCUCUACGCCGCUUCGAGCUCCAUAAAGACAUCCAGAACCCAGAAGGUGGGCAUUUCGUUCUCACACGCGUGCAGCUCUUACCAAUCGAUUUUCUCAGCGUGAAAAAAGACUGUGUUCCAAUGUAUUACCAAUGUAUGCUGGAAAAUAAAGCCCGACUUGCUUCUCACGAAAGCCUUCUCAUGUGCUCAAGAAAGAUAAAGAAUGGAUUCAAGAUCAAAGGUACCGACGGCCUAUAA